AAGGUAGUUGAGGGGAGCAUCCGGACCCAGCUGACGCAAGCAGAGACCGACGCCGUGACGUAAUCAUAAGGCGACGACGGCUUGAAUUGUUUUGUUCAAAUCGUGGUCAGAUGAAACUUGUGAUUUUAUAGACAAGGGACCAUGGUGGUGUUCCUGUUCCGUUUAUUCACCGAGGACUAUCUUGAAUGUGACGUGUUCUAGACUGGGAAAGGCUUGAGAAUCCCUUUUCCUCCUACGCAUCAAAAGUACUCUCCAGAGGAGGAACGUGGAGGGAACUGUGAGGAUAAAAACCAACAGAGGAGCAACAUACAAUACCUAAUAUUCACAGGAUCAAGAGGAAGGAGAAAUAAGUCGUGUGGAGUCUUGGGGAUGGGGUUGGAGAGCCAACGGAGGACGUCAUGGUUCACAGCGGCUCUGCAUUCCCAAUGAAAGCAUCAACCUCACCUCAUUUAACUGUUCCCGCUACGGCCCCUCCUCCUCAGGCUGCUCCUCCUCUUGUGCCUCCUCAUGGAAAUACCACAGAUCAGGACCUGACCCCCGCCGAAGUCCUCGCCACAGACCAUACCUCUAACUCCGUCUUAACCCAGCCUUCCACUCUAACCCCCGUUGGCCCAGAUGUCCCCUCAACAAAAGCUUCCUCCUGGUCCCACUCACCUACCACCACCACUCUGAGCCAAGUCAAUGGCCGAACGUCGGGGAGGAAGAGGACCCCUAAGGCCUGUGACUGUUGUGGCCCCAACAGUACAGGACACAAUGUCCCGACCUUGGGCAGAUGGAGGGGGAGAGGCAGAGGUAGAGGAAGGGGGGCUGGAAGGGACCUCAAAGACACCCCGAAAAGAAAAGUGCAGGGCCAGCUGACACAAAUCAGGUGUUUCGAUUUGACUGCGGAGAAUGUGGUGGAAGCAAGGGAUGAAGAUGGCGGCCAUGAGAAGGUGCAUGCCCCUCCAGUUAUGGAUGAUGCACAGUCCCAAGCGGAAAUUGCUCCACCUGUCACAGUCUCCCUGCAGGAUACACCACAAAGGAACUAUGUUGCUCCAGAGCAAAGGAAUACACAAAAAAUGGAGAACAUGUUGAGAGCAGGGUCAGCGAGUAAAGAAGGAGACAAUAGUAGGGAUGUGGAGAUGAUGGUGUCUACAAUAGCAGGCCGGGGAGCAAAAGUGGUUAGAGGGAGGGGAAUGGUGGGAGCUUUGUCUGCAUCAGAUACGUAUGUAGAAGGUGGAACAGAGAAGGGAGGUUUAGGUGGUGUUGUCUACGGUUUAAAAGUGGACGAUGUGUCUCCAUUAGUGUUUGUGCAGGGACAAAACAGAGCUGUGGAUAUGGACCAUGGUGGGCAGAAUGAUCCCACCUCAAUUAAAUCUUCAUUUGGAAAUGGAGACACGGUAAACCUGAGUGACACCGAACCUGAAGAAGACACGAAGGGGGGUAACACAAUGAAAGAAAUGGAAAAUGGCCUUCUUUCUAUGUGCCGACAGUCUGAUGCUUCAAGGUCAGGAUCUGCCCAGGACCUGGACCUGGACCUGGACAUGCAGGUGGACGGAACUCCUGACGGAACAAUCUCGAUGUUUCCACUAACUCUGUCCAACGGAGACGUCACCAGUCCAACAAACACCGCCCACUGCUCCACUCUCAUGGAGGUGGAAACGUCUCCUCCGACUGUGGUUGCUCCUCCGUUCCCGGGCCCUAUUGCAGUUCUCAGCAUGCAGUACAGCUGGGCAUUAAGAGAUCACGGGCUGUACUGUCAACCGGGAACCUGGCUGGGGGUGGCGAUGGAGGCAGUAUCCGAGAAAACAAACAGACAGGAGCUGGAUGGAGAAAAGCAGCACACAGAGAGGCUGGAGCAGCUCACAGAUAUGAUCCACGAGUUUCUGGAGAGCUUCUACAUGAAGUACGGCAGUUUUAAUCCUCUCACAGAAAGUGAUGUCCUCGAAUACCUGAAGAAGAACAGCAACUCUGACCUCAGUAGCAAGGAGCUGGACAUCAGAGGGAAGAUGAGCCGUUACAGGGCGGGGCUUGCCUCUGCUCCCAUCGCGGGCUUCAUGGUGUCGUAUAACAAACACACCCUGGGCCUGGAGGACCUUGGCACGCUGGAGGAACAGAACUGGCUUAAUGAUCAGAUUAUCAACAUGUAUGGUGAACUCAUCAUGGAGGCGACGCAACACAAGGUCCACUUUUUCAACAGCUUUUUCCACAAGCAGCUGGUUGCCAAAGGUUAUGAUGGCGUGAAGAGAUGGACUAAAAAAGUGGAUCUGUUUUCCAAGUGGCUGCUGCUAUUUCCCAUCCAUUUAGAAAUCCACUGGUCUCUCAUCACAGUCACCAUGGCAACCAAAACCAUCAGUUACUACGACAGCCAAGGCAUCGUCUUCAGACACACCACCGAUAACAUCAUGAAGUAUCUUCAGUCUGAAGCCAGGGAGAAGCAACAGGCUGCUUUCCAGAAAGGCUGGAAGAUUACCAUCAUCAAGGGUAUUCCUCAGCAGAAAAACGACAGUGACUGUGGAGUUUUUGUUCUUGAGUACUGCCGGUGUCUCUCUGUGAAGCGGCCUCUUCUCUUCAGCCAGGAGGACAUGCCGCUUAUCCGAAAGAGAAUCCACAAGGAGCUGUGUGACUGCCACCUCAGCGAUUGAACCAGUGAACAAUGGUCACGUGGACUCGAUUCUGCUCGCCUCGCCGUACGGGACCGUCUGUGUUACUGACCCUUUGUGCUCCGGGGGAUUCUAACUGCCACUCUGCCGGUUUGACAGCAAGGCAGCGGCUCCUUUUGGACUUUGGAGGACUUUUGGAGUUCAUAAGCGGUCUUUGGCUGAGCAGAUUUUCUCUUUUUUUUUUUUUUUUUUUACUUGCAAGGAACUACUGACGUGGCCCUCUUCUGACCCGCGGAAGUGCUGGACCCUUACCCCUCAGGUUCCUUUGGUGUUUCACAUGUCCCGGUGGAUUUCAACCCAACGGACAGAGGGGAAAACCAUUGGACCAGCCGGACCUCUCGUCCCAAAUGGAGUGGCCUUUUCCAAGAGAGACAUUUUUAGCUGUUCGGUGGUGAUUGUUCUCCACGGCAGUUUCACAGCUACAUGAAAACGGCUGUUUCUUAACAUGUUUAAGGGUAGGAUGUGUUGAUUCAGUGGAGUGAAAACUUGAAGGUUUGUGUUUGGUUUGUUCAUGGACUACAUAUAUUUGCACAGUUAAAGCCUAUUAGUUGAAGAGUCUAGAAUAUCCACUGAAUGUACUGAUCACAUAUACUUCCUGACUGCCUCGCAGGGUUCAGACUCGCCACCGUACCGGCUAAUGGCGCACUAGCAAACAGGGAUAUCAUUUUUCAAUGUUUAUUUUUUUUGGGAGGGGGGGGGGGAGAAUGUAGUUUUAUUAAAAAUUCCACAUUAUUUAACUGAAUUUUCUCUUUUGUUGUGACCACGUUCUUAAGAUACAAGCAUUUUCUUUCCCUUUUCAGCCGAAAUCCACUUUAUGACUAUGACCAACAAAAGGCUUCUUUGUAGCUCGUAGCUGCUGAUGUGAGGACCAGCGGUUUGAUGCAUUAACACAGGUGAAGUUCCACCAGCUGUUAACAGAAAAAACAAGUGGACCUCAGCUAUUUUGUUUUAUUAUCUUCUGUCCAACCUAGAUUUUGUUUCAGUAUUCAGUUGUGUAUUUACAGAUUGUAUUAUUGUACUUUUACUGGCCAACUACUGUACAUGCUUGCUUUGGCUACAAACCAGUUGUUUCUUGACUAUUUUUAUUGUUAUUAAAAAAAGCCAAUGCUGCUGGA
Pungitius pungitius (ninespine stickleback) is the source of this 3757-nucleotide messenger RNA. RefSeq lists its product as uncharacterized. Lineage: Eukaryota; Metazoa; Chordata; Actinopteri; Perciformes; Gasterosteidae. The record is from RefSeq and is a predicted model, not a curated record. Gene Ontology annotation, molecular function: deSUMOylase activity. Gene Ontology annotation, cellular component: nucleus. Bases 399 to 2624 code for a protein of 741 amino acids. The transcript has 10 exons. Gene Ontology annotation, biological process: protein desumoylation; proteolysis.